Molecule: messenger RNA, 4077 nt
Organism: Onychostoma macrolepis
Lineage: Eukaryota; Metazoa; Chordata; Actinopteri; Cypriniformes; Cyprinidae
Gene: ppil4
Product: peptidylprolyl isomerase (cyclophilin)-like 4
Exons: 13
Coding region: 89-1498 (469 amino acids)
Biological process (GO): protein peptidyl-prolyl isomerization
Cellular component (GO): nucleus
Molecular function (GO): RNA binding; peptidyl-prolyl cis-trans isomerase activity
Source: RefSeq, a predicted model, not a curated record
UGAACCAGAGUUGUGACGUAGCAUCUGCGACUCUUUUCAAUGCGCAUGUCAGCGUCUGUGCGGCGCAUGUUGAUGACACUGGAGCGACAUGGCGGUGUUGUUGGAAACAACGUUAGGGGAUAUCGUGAUCGAUUUAUACACAGAAGAAAGACCGAAAGCUUCGCUGAACUUCCUGAAACUGUGCAAAAUCAAGUAUUACAACUAUUGUCUUUUUCACAAUGUUCAGAGAGAUUUCAUCAUUCAGACGGGUGACCCCACCGGCACGGGGCGAGGAGGAGAGUCUGUGUUCAGUAAACUGUAUGGCGAUCAGGCGCGCUUUUUUGAAUCUGAGAAGAUGCCUAGGAUCAAGCAUAGAAAGAAAGGAACAGUGUCUAUGGUAAACAACGGCAGCGACCAGCAUGGAUCUCAGUUUCUGAUCACCACGGGAGAGAAUGUGGAUUAUCUGGAUGGUGUUCACACUGUGUUUGGAGAGGUCACGGAGGGUAUGGACGUGCUCACUAAAAUCAAUGAGACCUUUGUAGACAAUGACUUCAUCCCCUACCAGGACAUCAGGAUUAAUCACGCAGUGAUUCUGGAUGACCCGUUUGAUGAUCCUGCGGGCCUCCCGGUUCCAGACAGAUCGCCUGAACCCACUAAAGAGCAGCUGGACAGUGGUCGGAUUGGAGCAGAUGAGGUGAUAAACGAUAACGAGGGGAAGGAUGCUGAGGUGCUGGAUGAACUCAUAAAGGAAAAGGAAGCAAAGACACAAGCCAUUUUACUGGAGAUGGUGGGUGAUCUGCCAGAUGCAGAAAUUAAACCUCCAGAGAACGUGCUGUUUGUCUGUAAACUGAACCCUGUUACCACAGAUGAAGAUCUAGAGAUCAUCUUCUCACGUUUUGGCCUCAUUAAAUGUUGUGAGAUCAUCCGAGACUGGAAAACAGGAGAAUCUUUGUGCUAUGCAUUUAUCGAGUUUGAAAAGGUGGAGGACUGUGAAAAAGCGUUCUUCAAAAUGGACAAUGUCCUGAUAGAUGACCGUCGCAUUCACGUGGACUUCAGCCAGUCGGUGUCUAAGAUAAAAUGGAAAGGCAAAGGUGGGAAAUACACUAAAGAUGAUUUUAAGGCCUACGAGAAAGAACUGGACAACAAAUCCAAACUGGCUUUGAAAGACAGUGUCAAGACCAAGCAGGACUCCCGUUAUGAGCUUCUCUUAGAUGAAGAUGAGGAUGAAAGAAGGAAGGACGACAGAGAGAAAAGAGACUGGAAACAUCAUUCAGACGAGAGGCCCAAGGACAAAAAAUCAAAGGAUCGUGAUGAGAGUCGGAGAGAAAAGGAUAAAGGCAGACAGCGUUCACGUUCAAGAGACAGAGAGAGAUACAAGGAGCGCGAGAGGGGCUGGGACAAGGAUAGAGAGAAGGAGAAACAGAGAGACCGAGGCAGAGAGAGAGACAGCGAUCACAAACGCCACAGACGAGAUCGCAGCCGCAGUCGAAGCCCUAAGAGGUCGAAGUAUUACAGCUGACCACCACGACUGUUACCGUGUGUCAACAGAGCGGCUUUCCUAACAACUUCCUGAUUUCAGCUAUGUGCAAUGUAAAAAACGAAAAGAAAAAAAAAAACCUGUAUGAUUCAUUUUUGUACAUGAAAAGAAAAAUCAGUCAAUUUAUUGGUGAAGUUUGCUUUGCAAAGGUUUGUAAAGUUGUUAAUGCAUACAUAUGGAUUGACAGCAGCCUUUAGUGUACUCCGGGGCUUUUAACUUCUCAGAUAAGCUUUUAGUUCAGUGCAGAAACCUCUGUUCGUUUGUGCUUUUCAGAGCCUUACUCUGGAAUACACUUACUGUAUUUAGCAAGUCAAAAGGAAAAAUAUAGAAAUAAUUUUCUUUUUCAUCAAGUUUCAUUUCUGUUACUACUUGGUUUUAAAUAAAGGUGAUAAUAGAAUAAGAUCAGUGAUAGGGUUGUGGUAAGCUUAGGCAAUUAAGUCGUUACAAGUGGGCUAAUUUCUUGUUGGUUCAUGUUUUGACAGAAAUAUUUCAGCAUCUGAACUUCAGUCAUGAGCUGCCUGUCACUUUACAAAUGCUGCUGUGGUGAAGGAUUAGCUCAUGGAUAUUCAUUUGGAUAAUUCAUGUAAAGUGGGCCACUUUUUGUAAAAUUUCAAAUUUAGGGAUUUUUUUAUUCUAUCACCUUCAUUAACAUUACGGUCCAGCUAUUUGCAUUUGAAUUAAGUUCAUAUAAUGUGUUAUUUGGAAGGUGUAACCCAAUACAUAGUCAUGGCCAAAAAUAUCGGCACCCUUGGUAAAUAUGAUCAAAGGCGGCUGUGAAAAUUAAUCUGCAUUAUUAAUCCUUUUGAUCUUUUAUUUUUUUUUAAGUCAUAAAAAUCUAACCUUUCAUUGGAUAAUAAGAAUGUAAAAUGGGAGGGAAUAUCAUUAUGAAAUAAAUGUUUUUCUCAAAUACACGUUGGACACAAUUAUUGGCAGCCCUAGAAAUUCUUAUAAGUAAAAUAUCUCUGUAGUAUAUUCCCAUUCAUAUUCACAAUUUUGAGCACUCCAGGGUGAUUAUGAACAUGAAAUUAUCCAGCCAUGGCUUCCUGUUUCACAGAAAUAUAAAUAGGAGGUAAAACAAAGCCCAAUUUCCCUUAAUCAUCCAUCAAAAUGAGAAAAACCGAAGAAUAUAUUUCUGAUGUGCAGCAAAAGAUAAUUGAGCUUCACAAAUUAGUGAAGUGGCUUUAAGAAAAGAGCUAGAGCAGUGAAAAUUCCCAUUUCCACCAUCAGGACAAUAAUUAAGAAUUUCCAAUCAACAUAAAAUGUUACGAAGCUGCCUGGAAGAGGACGUGUGUCUAUAUCGUCCUAAUGCACGGUGAGAAGGAGAGUUUGAGUGGCUAAAGACUCCAAGGACCACAGCUGGAGAAUUGGUCUCGGGGUCAGAAAACCUUUAAAAAAUUGUCAAACAGCACCUACAUCAGUACAUGUUGUUCUCCUCGCUCAUCCAAAAACAAACUCCAGCAUAUUCAGUUUUCAGACAUGACUGGAACGUCAAAUGGGACUGGCUUCUAUGGUCAGAUGAAACUAAAAAUGAGCUUUUUAGCAGCAAACACUCAAGAUGGGUUUGGUGAACACAGGAAUAAAAAGUAGCCCAUGUGUACAAUGAAAUAUACUGCUGUAUUUUUGAUGUUGUGGGCCUAUGUUUCUGCUGGAGGUCCUGGACAUCUUGUUUAGACACAUGGCAUCACUGAUUCUAUCAAAUACCAACAGAUAAAAAAUUAAAAACUGAAUGUCCAUGCUAGAAAUCUUAUAAUGGGCCAUGUUUGGAUCUUCCAACCGUACAAUAAUCCAAACACAAACCUCAAAAACAACACAAAAAUGGGUCACUGAGCACAAAACCAAGCUUCUGCUGGCCAUUCCAGUCCUCUGACCUGAACCCUGUAGAACAUGAGUGAACUGAAGAGAAGCAGCAGCAACAUGGAGCUGUGAAUCUAAAGGGUCUGGAGUGAUUCUGGAUGAAGGAAUGGUCUCUGAUCUCUCGUCAGGUGUCUCUAACCUCAUCAGGCAUUAUAGGAGAACAUUUAGAGCUGUUAAACUGGCAAAAAGUAUUGCAUAAAAGGGUGCUGUUAAUUGUGGCCAAUAUAUUAGAGAAAAACAUUUAUUUCAUAAUGAUAUUUUCCCCCAUUUUAAAUUCUUAUUAUCCAAUGAAAGGUUAAUUCAAAAAGAUUAACAAUGCAGAUUAAUUUUCUCAGCCUUCUUUGGCCAUGACUGUAUUUUGAGAUGCACUACAGAAAAAUUUAUUUUCAGUAAAAGUGGGUUGUCUCAAAUUAUCUCAAAUGAUCCUGUAUUCUAAUUGGAAAUUAAGAAUUAUUAUUAUUAUUUUGUUUAACAACACAUUAACAAACAAACACAUUAAAAAACAUUUAACACAGCCUAGGGUAUGAUUAAAAUUCAGAGGUUUCAUGCCUGAAAUACAAAACAAUUCAGAAUGUGCUGUGUUAUCAUUAAAUUAAUGAAAUCUAACAGAAGUUUGAUUAAAUCAACUGUACAACAUUAAAACUGUAACAUGCAACAACAGUAGGCUAAACAAAAAUAAAAAAUAAGAGGAACAAUUAAAAUGUAAU